This is a messenger RNA of Cryptococcus deneoformans JEC21, 1051 nucleotides long. Its product is annotated as protein complex assembly-related protein, putative. The coding region runs from base 39 to 971 and encodes 310 amino acids. NCBI's taxonomy places the organism in Eukaryota, Fungi, Basidiomycota, Tremellomycetes, Tremellales, Cryptococcaceae. The transcript is spliced from 4 exons. Gene Ontology annotation, biological process: mitochondrial proton-transporting ATP synthase complex assembly. Gene Ontology annotation, cellular component: mitochondrial inner membrane. The record is from RefSeq and is a predicted model, not a curated record.
AUCUUCUCUUUCCAGGUUCACCAUAUCCACUUCCACGGAUGCCUCCCAGACUCCCAUUCCAGCCACGGGCACUCCGACUUGCGCCAAUUACCCCGCUCGCAGGCCCCUCGAGGCUCCUGGCAACCGCCCCUCCGACAAACUCCAAGCCAAAAGGUAAAUCACCCGCCUCGGGCGACAUUCCCCCCCUUCAGCGGCCACCCGGAACCCCUAUCAAACCCAGUUCAUCUCCUAAAUCAUGGCAGCAGAAGAAGGAUGAGAUGCUCGAUGAUGACCGUGCGAAAGCCAAGAGGAAGGCGUUAUUACAUGAAGCGAAGCAAGGGUAUUUCCACGAUUAUAAUCAAGCUAGAACAGCAAGGGGUGGUAAACUCUGGAUAGCGCCGAAUGUUCUCAUUCGCGAAGACAAAGCAAACUACUUCCCCGACAUUUCUGGUAAAUCCCUUCUUGGACAGAAUGUCCAUACAACGGACUUGUUCAGGGGCAAGGCAACACUUGUGGCUAUCAUCUCCACCCGAUUAUCAGAAGAGCACGUUCAGUCUUUCGUUCAGCCUGUACUGGAGGAUUUGGAAGGGCACCCGGAUUUCCAGUAUCUUACUAUCAACCAUCAACCCAACGCUCUCAAAUCUCUCCUCGUAUCCUUCUUCACCUCUUCCCUCAAACGUAUUAUCCCUGAACACCAGUGGCCUACAUAUCUAAUCUCCACCGGCUCCUGGUCGCCUAUCGACGUCAUCCAGCCUCUCGGACUUGGUAACAGUCUAUUGGGGUACAUCUUCUUAGUGGAUCAUAACGCUAAAGUGAGGUGGGCGGCGUGUGGGCUCGCGACUGAGGAGGAGGUAAAGAACUUUAGGAGGGCAGCGGCAGUACUGGUUGGAAGGAUGAAAGGUGGAGUUGGGGCUGGGGCUGUGGCUGGGAGUAAAGCGGGGGAAAAGGCGGUAGAAGGGGUGGUGGACCCUGCAUUGAGCGGAUCACAUUAGAAUCAUGUAGAAUGCACGACGAACACACUAAAGCAUAUCCUGUAUACAGAUAGAAAUUCAUGACAGCUUGUCAAAAACGU